Messenger RNA from Tripterygium wilfordii, 2414 nucleotides. RefSeq names its product heterogeneous nuclear ribonucleoprotein 1-like. The transcript is spliced from 5 exons. NCBI's taxonomy places the organism in Eukaryota, Viridiplantae, Streptophyta, Magnoliopsida, Celastrales, Celastraceae. Gene Ontology annotation, molecular function: RNA binding. The record is from RefSeq and is a predicted model, not a curated record. The coding region runs from base 491 to 2014 and encodes 507 amino acids.
UUCCACCGUCUCCUUGUAACUUUCUUACACGAGAGGAUAGCCAAAACCUCUCUCUCUUCCCCUUUCAUUGUCUAAAUAUAAACAAAGUAUAUAUAUAUCUUUGCCCAAUUUUGAUGCUCACCCAUUUCCUCAUACUCAUCUUUUCCUCUCCAUUGAUACAAAAAAAUCGGUUCUUUAGACAAGUAUAUAUAUAUAAGAAUAUAUCCAACAGAAUCAAUAGAGUAAUUGCGAGAGAGCAAAGAAGGAGCAUAAAAAAGGAGGGCCCUUUUGCCCUCUCUUCUUAUCAUGGGCUCCUCUUAGAUCUUAAAAUCUCUCGUAUUCCCGGCUGGGUUGUUUCUAUUUGGUAAAUUUAUUGUCAAAAAAGGAAUCCUGGAUUGUGGGUCGAUCGGAAUUUGAUCAGUGAAUAGUCCUGUUGUAUUGAAUCCAGGAUUGUCCAUUCUCGUAUAUAUAUAUAUAAAUAUCUAAGCUUUGUUUGAUUCCUUUUACGAGGAUGGAAAUGGAGCUUGGGAAGCUGUUUAUUGGUGGUGUAUCUUGGGACACAAAUGAAGACCGGCUGAGAGAGUAUUUUCAAAAUUUUGGGGAAGUUUUGGAGGCUGUGAUUAUGAAGGAUCGGGCCACAGGCCGUGGCCGUGGCUUUGGAUUUGUUGUUUUUGCUGAUCCUACUGUCGCGGAGAGAGUUGUUAUGGCAAAGCACUUAAUAGACGGUAGAGCGGUAGAGGCAAAAAAGGCUGUUCCUAGAGAUUACCAGAACAACCUGAAUAGAAACAAUAACAGCAUUCACGGGUCACCUGGUCCUGUCCGCACAAAGAAGAUAUUUGUGGGAGGUUUAGCGUCCACAGUCACAGAGAAUGACUUUAAGAAGUACUUUGAUCAGUUUGGGACGAUUAAAGAUGUUGUAGUGAUGUAUGAUCAAAACACUCAAAGGCCGAGAGGAUUUGGAUUCAUUACUUAUGAUUCAGAGGGAGCAGUGGAUAGGGUAUUGUACAAAACUUUCCAUGAACUCAAUGGAAAGAUGGUUGAGGUCAAGCGCGCUGUUCCUAAAGAACUUUCUCCAGGGCCAAGCCGGAGCCCUCUAAGUGGAAACAACUAUGGUCUUGGGCCUCUUGGCAGAUUCAGUAGCUCCUUUAAUGGUUACACUCAAGGAUACAAUCCAAGUCCCAUUGGAGGAUAUGGAGCUAGAAUUGAUGGUAGAUUUAGUCCAGUUACCGUUGGUCGGGGUGGGUUUACUCCAUUUGGUCUCAGUAAUGGAAUGGGACUAAAUUUUGAGCCAGCUUUAGGUGCAAGCUAUGGGCAAAGUGCAAACCAUAACUCUAACCUCAACUUUGGAAGACUAAACAGCUUCAGUAGUCCCAUUGGGAAUAAUGGGGGCAAUGAAGGAAAUAAUUCUAUGCUGAAUUUAACAGGUCGAACUUUGUGGGGAGACGGUGAUUUUAGUUAUUCUACAAGCUCUGCAAAUUCUACUAGAGCGGGCUCUGGCAUUGGGAAUUCCGCGAUGGGUUCUAUUGACAGUAUUGGAACACUUUGGGAAUCUUCUCUUAAUUCAGCACCUAGUGGAGGUGCUGGUUCAGCCUAUAGUAGUGGCAGUCUAGGUUAUCCCAAUGGAGAUGUCAGCAUUGGUUCAGGAGGAGCACAUCAUGGAAAGAAUGGUUCAGCACCUGGUGGAGGUGCUGGUUCAGCCUAUAGGGGUUUCAGUCUAGGUUAUGGCAAUGGACAUGUCAGCAUUGGUUCAGGAGGAGCACAUUAUGGAAAGAACAGUGGGACAAGUGUUGCACCAGCAUCAUCUCAUGCUGGAAGGAAUGGUGGUUAUGAUGGAGUGUAUGCCGACCAUUAUGACAAUGGUUCAUUUUAUGGGGGUUCCACUUGGCAAUCCUCACCUUCAGUGCUCGAAAGAACUGGCUCUUUCGGUUUUGGGCAUGGAAGUGUAGUUUCUGAUGUAAUGACUAAGAAUUCUGCUGGAUAUGUUGGUGGUUAUGGUGUUGCAAAUAGACAAUCACAGAGAGGUAUUGCUGCCUAGUAAGACAAUGGCGUGGAUUUGAAAAACGUUAUCGUAGCUCGAAGUGCUUGGUAAAGCUGAAUUUCAUACAUUUUCCUCGUUGAGAUAAUUCAGGUUAUAUGAAAAUACCAUUAGAGUUUAUCCAUUGAUGAAGUUCAUAUGUUUUGAAGAAUUUAUCAUAGAGAGCAACUACAUUUGAAUUCAAUGUAAGGUUGAGCAGUUGAGCUUUGAGGUUUUUUUUCUUGUUUAUUUUUUCCUUCCCUUUUCUACGUUCGUUCUUGAGGAUUUUAGUAUGGUGUAAAAUUGGAUAUUGUGGGGUAUACGAGAACAAUUGUAUUAUGCAUAUCUGCCGGCUCGGCAACAACAUUAAGAGAUCAGACCUUUUUUCUGGUUUAUUUGAUAUUUCGAUUUAUAUCGUUCU